AGGUACCCGACCUCACCUUGCCUGCCUGAAUACCUUGCCUUGCCAUGGAGUUCCAUAGCGACGGAUGCAAGCUGCCGACACCUAUUACCUUAUUACUUGCCUUACAUUAGCUGCUUACUUUACUUUACACCAGAGCUGCAGAGGUAAAGGACGACGACUGCAAGAUUCUGCCGGGUGUUGCCUCAGCACUUACGCACUUACGUACCCGUCACUGAUUACCUCAACCUUGGCGACCUUAUCCAUCACCUUCCUUUCCCUCGGGUUCACGCUUCGCCUCAGCACACACACACACACAUCCGCGCGACAUACCCACCUCACCGAGACGACCCUCCCCAAACACCUACCCAACGACCUUCAACUCCGCCAACCCAGGCUCCAAGAAAGUCCAACCUACACGACCCGGCCAACAUUCGAGCGCCUUUCACUCCGCCGUACACGAAUACUCUCAUACCACUCAACAUUGCAAUCCAUCGCAUUGCAUUCGCGCAGCCCAACGACAACUGGAACCUCGUCUGACGCAGUCCACCGCUCUGCCCGCUCCAGGCAUCUUCUUGCCACAAGCGCAACCCCCCAAUAUAUUGAAAUCACUCGAAACAAGACAGCUUCUUGAUCCCGCCCGUCACUACACAGCAUCCGCAGCGGCUCACAGCUUCUAACCAACAUGUUUCGAGCUGCCGCAGCUGGUCCCUUUGACGAGGGCGUCGGUACGUGUGCAACCUUUGGAAAUCAAACGAGUAUCGCUCGCCCAA
This is a messenger RNA of Colletotrichum phormii, 749 nucleotides long. RefSeq lists its product as uncharacterized. The transcript has a single exon. Bases 65 to 610 code for a protein of 181 amino acids. The record is from RefSeq and is a predicted model, not a curated record. Lineage: Eukaryota; Fungi; Ascomycota; Sordariomycetes; Glomerellales; Glomerellaceae.